Molecule: messenger RNA, 2683 nt
Organism: Sardina pilchardus (European sardine)
Lineage: Eukaryota; Metazoa; Chordata; Actinopteri; Clupeiformes; Clupeidae
Gene: ifngr1
Product: interferon gamma receptor 1
Exons: 7
Coding region: 136-1728 (530 amino acids)
Biological process (GO): cytokine-mediated signaling pathway
Cellular component (GO): plasma membrane
Molecular function (GO): protein binding; cytokine receptor activity
Source: RefSeq, a predicted model, not a curated record
UUUACCCGGGUGAAUUGUGACUCCUCGAGCGACGUUGUAUAGGUAACAUCGACACCAGCUUGGCUCUAAAAUGGAUAGGCGUUUUUUUCUCUGAGAAUACACCAAUUGUUCUCUAACCACCACGGAUAACUCGUUAUGGAUCUUACCAUCUGGUAUUUAAUAUUUGGAGUUCUAACAUGCCUGGAUGGCGCUGUCUCAGGUCGAGCCUCUCCCCUCUCCAGUCCAGAGAAUGUGACGGUGGACUGUGACAACUUUGACACGAUGGUGUACUGGAAUUACUCAGACCUCUUGAUAGAGCCUCUUUUUCAACUAGAGCUCAAAAGCGACAUUAGCGAUGGUCCUCCGGAGACCUUUAAGACGAUGGCACACCAUGCCAACAUCACUAGCCGACUGAAGAACACAAACUAUGUUGUGUACACCAUAAGAAUCCAGGCCAAGAACGGAACUCACUCAUCCAGUUUCUCUCCGCCUGUUAAGUUUGCUUUUGAUAACCGCAUGAAGGGAAACAUUCUGUGUAAUCUGGACUUCCCACCUGUAACCCUGAAGUAUGCGGGAGGAGAACUCACGCUGAGUUUCAAGAAUCCAAUUCACCUGUAUGAGAACACUCCAGCCCUCAAGUAUCUCAAGGACAACAAAGAUCCAAACCUGGAGACGUCCGAGUUGAAAUACGAAGUAGUUCCUCAGAGUGCCAAUGACCGCACAUCAAAGUCUUCAGAGUUUCCAGAGUUUUCCUGCCCUUAUGAGAAGAGUGUGUGUGCAGAGACACUGCACAUUCCAGACGAAGUAGACCGCUACUGCGUCAACAUGUCAGGAAGAAUUGUGCGGGCAAAUGUCCGCCCUGCACGAGUUUGCGCUAAGAAACUGCAGGGUCAACUACAGCCCAGUCAUAUCGUUGGCAUCGCAUGUGUGAUAGUGACCCUCAUCGGGGCUAUCAUUGUUCUGGGCGGUUUAGUAUGGUGGAAGAACAGGGCCAAAACCCACCCCGUUCUUAGUGUGGUUCCAGAUUUCUCCGGCCGCUCCCCAGCCAUUUUUACGAACCCAAGAAAAGCUGAAACCGAAAGCUUCAGCACCAUGUACGUCAAGUCGUCGCUGUCGGCGACCUCCGAGGACCCGCUCCUGUCCAUCCACAGCUCCAACAGCAGCCGCAGCAGUGCCGACUGCUCCCGCUUCACCAUCCGCCCAGGCCUCGUCACUCCUCGGGAGCGGGGCGGAGCGACUCAGGUGAGCGACGGCGAGGAGCUGAACACCGUCUCGACCGACUGGCCGAGCGACAGGUCGGGUCAGGACCGGGGACUCUCGGAGACGUCGGGAGGAACGCUCUCGUCGGACUACGACUCGCCCCACGCCCACGACUCCUUCGUGGACUUGGGCGGGGUGGACGCGGAAGAAGAGGUGAGACACGGGACGAGCGAGGACCCAGGGUACCAAGCAAACCUCUCGGAGGUCCUCUCGUCCGGAGGGACGGCGCUGUCCGGUUACGACUCGCCGCAGGACAUCUCCGUGGAGCUGGCGCCAGGGGACUUCGUGGACGGCUACGCGGUGGACGGCGCUUGCUCGGAGAGCGAGGACGCGGAGGGAAACGGCGAAAGGGCCGGUCAGGACCGGAGAGGCUCGGAGGUGUCGGGAGGAAAGGCGCUGUCCGAUUACGACUCGGCGCACGAUAUCUCCGUGGAGCUGGUGCCAGGGGACUUGGUGAACGGCUACACAGCCAGAGAGCGUUUGGCCUGAGGUCGGGCUGCUGAAAGCGAACAUUUAAAAAGGCACAGUCUGCCAUUUCUGGAGAAAGAUUGUCGAAAAUUCAGCUCAACAGCCAAUCAAAUUGCGCCCCUCGUUUCUGCACUCCUAUAGCUCAGGUUAUUUGAGCUCGACCAGGCUAGCCAAACUGCCCUGACUUCAAUGCGAAAGAGAUUUGCUGGAAAGGGUCUAGUCAACCACGGUGAUGGCAUCGCUGCCCUCUGCUUUCUAACAGCAUGCCAACGGGCUACGUGCAUCCCUCACACACUGCCACACUCCCAUCACACACACACACACACACACACACACACACACACAGCCACACUCCCAUCACACACACACACACACAGCCACACUCCCAUCACACACACACACACACACACACACACACCCAUCUCACUCACACACACACACUGCCAUCUCACUCACACACACACACACUGCCACACUCCCAUCUCAGAAGGUCUGGACUAAAAAAUAAAUACAUAUAGCAGAGUGAUAGAACACACACACACACACACACACACACAGCCACACUCCCAUCUCAGAAGGUCUGGACUAAAAAAUAAAUAAAUAUAGCAGAGUGAUAGAAAACACACACACACACACACACACACACACACACACACACACACACACACACACACACACACACACACAAAUACAUGGCCUUUGUCCAUUAAAGACUGCGACUAGAACAGGACAUAAAGGUCUGCUGAUGGAGGUUUUUAAGUUGCUACUGCUUGGAACGAGAUGAACCACUCAUUUCCAUGGACUGGCAGGUACCCCCCAGGGCAGGGCAUCUAGUGUGAGCCACUCUGUGUGGAGAUGUGAGGAACAUUUCCUGGAGAUUUGCAUUGGGGAAGCGUGUAGCGGUUACGGACAUGAAUGAUCUUCUGUUGAUCACAGAACAUCAAAGAGAGAGAGAGGAAGAAAAAAGAAAAGAAAA